Oryzias melastigma (Indian medaka) is the source of this 724-nucleotide messenger RNA. Its product is annotated as DNA ligase 4. Gene Ontology annotation, molecular function: DNA binding; ATP binding; DNA ligase (ATP) activity. The record is from RefSeq and is a predicted model, not a curated record. NCBI's taxonomy places the organism in Eukaryota, Metazoa, Chordata, Actinopteri, Beloniformes, Adrianichthyidae. Gene Ontology annotation, biological process: immunoglobulin V(D)J recombination; double-strand break repair via nonhomologous end joining; nucleotide-excision repair, DNA gap filling. Gene Ontology annotation, cellular component: DNA-dependent protein kinase-DNA ligase 4 complex; DNA ligase IV complex.
CAGGUGUGGCGGGAUUGUGGUUCAAAACCCCGGACGGGACACCUACUGCAUUAUAGCCGGCGCGGAGAACAUGCGCGUGAAGAACCUGAUCUCCUCAGACCAGCACGAUGUGGUUUGGGCCUCCUGGUUGCUGGAGUGUCUGGAGCAGAAGGAGGUGGUGCCGUGGCUGCCUCGCCACAUGAUCCACAUGUCCCCCACCACCAGGGAGCACUUCGCCAAGGAGUACGACAGCUACGGCGACAGCUACUUCCUAGACACGGACGAGCAGCAGCUGCGGGAGGUUUUCGGGCGUAUCGGCGACGUGGAGGCGGACGUUGAUGUGGCGCAGGUGGAGGACCGCUAUGGCUUUAGCGACCUUCCGACAAGCAUGUUCAGACCCUUCACGGCGUAUGCGGACAUGUUUGCUGAUAUUGGAGAACCUGAAACGCUCAUACCCGCGACCUCUCUGAAGAUCAGAGCGCUGGAGUUUCGCUUCCACGGAGGAAAGGUGGUGGAGAGGCUGGAGGAAGGAGUUUCACACGUUCUCAUCGAGGACCAGACCAGACUUCUAGACCUGAGGACUCUGAGGCGCUGCUUCAGGAGGAAGUUCAAGAUCGUCAAACACACGUGGGUGACCGACUCCAUUAAAGCUGGUGGACUGCUGGAUGACAGAGAAUACUUGGUUUGAAAAAAUAGAUUUUUAGAUCUUUUCGCUACAAAUAAAUGCUACUGAUGAAUUUAAACA